Juglans microcarpa x Juglans regia is the source of this 948-nucleotide messenger RNA. RefSeq lists its product as uncharacterized. Gene Ontology annotation, molecular function: RNA-DNA hybrid ribonuclease activity; nucleic acid binding. The transcript has 4 exons. The coding region runs from base 1 to 948 and encodes 315 amino acids. The record is from RefSeq and is a predicted model, not a curated record. Lineage: Eukaryota; Viridiplantae; Streptophyta; Magnoliopsida; Fagales; Juglandaceae.
AUGUGGAAGACAUAUAAUAACUGUUUGCCGGUGGAUGAUCGUGUUCGCAGGGCAGGGAUUAUGUUGGUUUCUAAAUGUGAUUGCUGUGACAAUAGGGGAUAUGAGGAUCAGAGUCAUGUACUUGCACUUGGGACUUUUGCCGAACAGGUAUGGAGUAAAUGUUGCUCUACUCUUGCUAUUCCUCAGAUGGAUGGUCGAAACUGGAAAGAAAAAGUGGAAAUAUGGUUUAGGCGUGCUAAAUUUUCAACUCAACCAGGCCAAUUAAUUGGUCUUCUUCCUAGCAGAAUCACAUGGAAGUUAUGGACUCGGCGGUGCUUGGCUAGAAUGGAAGGAAAACAUGAGUCUUUACUUUCGGUGUGGACUUCUAUCAAAUAUUGGUUGGGUUUGAUUGGGGAAAAUUUGAAGAGUUCCUCCAGUUUGUCUAAGCGAGAUGAGGAGAUUUUAUUGAUGUCUAAUAUACCUGUUAAGCAUAAACAUAUAGAUUAUUUGCCUUUGAAAUGGGAGAAACCGAAGGAAGGCUGGCACAAGUUAAAUGUGGAUGGCUGUUCGUUGGGGAACCCAGGUUCAUCCGGUGCAGGCGGAGCUAUUAGAAAUUGUAAAGGGAAGCUAGUUUCAGGUUUUGCAAUAGCUACAGGGAACCAAUCUAACAAUAUUGCUGAAUUUUUGAGCUUGGUGCAGGGCAUGCGAAUUAUUGGGGGCUUCUGGAUUGAAUCAGAAGCUCAGAGUUACCUCUUGAAAUUAGAGGAAUUCUUCGCGUGGAUGCUGCAUCUAGGAGAGCGUAAAUGCCAAUACAUUGAAUUCACACCGACUUCUGAUCUCUUUAGUCGCAUAAUUGACACAAUCUCGGCAGGUGUCAUUAGAAACAUCACCUCGGCAGAGGAAGAGACCCUAGAUGCCACCAUUGGAAUCGUUGUAGAAGCUGUUGCUUUGGGAAGCUUUAGUGGAUAA